GCGUUCAUCGGCGUCGCGCUGAUCGCUGCCAAGCUGGUCUGCUGCUGGUGCUGCUGGUGCCGACGCGCAGCGAGGCCGAGCCCUUCGCCAUCUUUGGCCGCGACGGGCAAGUCGCGCGGCAUCGCGCUGCGCGGGGGCGCGGGCCCGUCGAUUGAAUUCUAG
This is a messenger RNA of Emiliania huxleyi CCMP1516, 162 nucleotides long. RefSeq lists its product as hypothetical. The record is from RefSeq and is a predicted model, not a curated record. Lineage: Eukaryota; Haptophyta; Isochrysidales; Noelaerhabdaceae. The transcript has a single exon. The annotation marks the transcript as partial.